Messenger RNA from Poecilia reticulata (guppy), 1959 nucleotides. The record is from RefSeq and is a predicted model, not a curated record. NCBI's taxonomy places the organism in Eukaryota, Metazoa, Chordata, Actinopteri, Cyprinodontiformes, Poeciliidae.
UUAGACAGCAACUCCUGGAAACUCUGGGCAAAUUAACCCGGGAGGAAUUUGUAAGGUUUAGAAGAAGUUCAUCAAAGUUUUCAAUAAUAUUGGAGUUCAUGACAGAGAAAGCAGAAGUUAUUGAUAACAUAAUGGCGGAGUUUGGCCAGCAGUCUGUGGAGAUGAUCAAAGAUCUUCUGAUUGAAAUAAACAGAAAAGAUUUGGCUGAGGAUCUUCAAGAAACUGGGGAAUCAUUUGUGGAUGAAGCAGAUUUAUUACUGAAGCAAAAAACAACCGCAGCAGAUGUUCGUUGGGAUCUUUAUGAGAUUCUUCAGAAGUUGAACUGGAGGACUUUAGAGAAAUUUAAGUCACUUCUUCAGUUCACUUGCUUUGAUCGGGGCCUCCAGCAAAUCCCAGAUUUCCGUCUAUACAGGGUGGUCACAGCUCUGAGUCUGGUGGAUCUGAUGGUGAAGGAGUUUGGUCACCAGUCAGUGGAGAUAGCCAGAGAGGUUUUAACAGACAUGACCGAUCUGGACCAAAGCCUGCUGGAGGUUUCAUCCGAAGGGAGAGAGGAAAGAGGGAUAAAGAUUACAGAAAAAAGUCACGGUAAAGGGAUCCUAAUGGAUUUUCAACUUAAAUUUGCAAAAACAGUCAAUUAUCUAAAGGACUCCAGCUGCUGCACUAAAGUUGAACCUGAGAUGAAAACUGAGGAUCCAGACGAGGUUCCAGCCUACAGCCUCCAGAGUGAAGCUGGACUCUUUGAGUGCAGCGUUUCUCGUCUGCGCUGGUUCUGCUCUGAACGGGUCGUCUUCAGGUACCGGUUCUGCUCCUGGGACGGACACAUGGAGAGGAUGGAGAGCAGAGGAUACCGGCCUGCUGGUCCUUUACUGGACAUCAGUCUGAUUACUGGGAGGAUGACGGAGGUGUUCCUGCCCCACUGGAUCUGUGUCGACGACGUCCGUAAACCUUUGGAGCAGUUUGCUGUCCUCCACAUGGACGACUGUGGAGACGUUGUGGAGAAAGUCUCUGAGGUCUCACCGUCACACGUCAAACUAGCUGAACCCGUUUUCUCUCCCAGAGCGGUUCUGAUGAGAGUCGGCUUUCCUGUGAAGGUCUACUGCAACAUGUUGCUCUAUCGGGCCAACACGGCUUUCCUCACGCUGCACGUUUACCUCACCCCACGCGACCCGGCCUUACAGCAGGAAAUGGACCAAAGGGAAAAGUCUUAUGGAUACAAAGUCAUAAGAAAGCCAGAUCCAGACCAGCCUCUGAAAAUGUGUGAUGACUUCGUCCUCACAGCGGAUCUGGAAUCGGCUGAAGUUUGUCCUGAGAGACUAAAGCUCAGGUAUGAUCCCACAAGGCCAAAUUUCUUCGAAGUGUACAUUAAAAACCCAGACACAGACUUCCAGAUGAAACUCUUACAAGCCAAGCGGCUCGACCCAGUGUGGAACUGCGCACUUCGAAAAGAUGAAUACCAAAAAACUCAGGAGAGAAAAGGUGGAGCAACUGGAGUCACUUAUUCACACCAGGUGAAACAUGACGUGGAGGAGCAUCCGUCUCUCACGCAAAAAGAGGCAUCUCUGCGCUCAGACAGAGAGAAGCUUCUGGAAGUGAUUGGAGAUCUGAAGCAGCAGGAGCUGAAAAGGUUCCGGUUUUUCCUGAAGGACGUGGAGGUGUUUGGCUGCAGAGCAGACGGAGGAGGAGCCGCUCCGCCGAGCAUCACCGCCGGUCAGCUGGAGAACGCAGACGCUGUGGACCUGGUGGAUCUGAUGCUGCAGACCUUCAGCCAGCAGGCCGUGGAGAAAACCAAGGAGCUUCUCAGGAAAAUACCCAGGAAUGACCUGCUGGAGGCGCUGUCCGGAAGCAGCUCGUGAUCCAAACAGGAACCACUUCCAAACAAAUUCAGGACAAACUCCAGAAACACUUCACACAAAUAACUCCAUAUUUUUUAUUCCCAUUUUCUUCUGUGGAUAUUUUUUU